Messenger RNA from Salmo salar (Atlantic salmon), 1599 nucleotides. NCBI's taxonomy places the organism in Eukaryota, Metazoa, Chordata, Actinopteri, Salmoniformes, Salmonidae. The record is from RefSeq and is a predicted model, not a curated record.
AUGGGGAACCAAUCAGGGCCCCCUUUACCCCUGUUACCCCCCAGCCCCCUUUACCCCUGUUACCCCCCCAGCCCCCUUUACCCCUGUUACCCCCAGCCCCCUUUACCCUGUUACCCCCAGCCCCCUUUACCCCUGUUACCCCCCCAGCCCCCUUUACCCCCCCAGCCCCCUUUACCCCUGUUACCCCCAGCCCCCUUUACCCCUGUUACCCUCCAGCCCCCUUUACCCCUGUUACCCCCCAGCCCCCUUUACCCCUGUUACCCCCCAGCCCCCUUUACCCCCUGUUACCCCCAGCCCCCUUUACCCCUGUUACCCCCCCAGCCCCCUUUACCCCUGUUGCCCCCUUUACCCCCUGUUACCCCCCCAGCCCCCUUUACCUCCUGUUACCACCCCAGACCCCUUUACCCCUGUUACACCCCCAGUCCCCUUUACCCCUGUUACCCCCCAGUCCCCUUUACCCCUGUUACCCCCCAGUCCCCUUUACCCCUGUUACCCCCAGCCCCCUUUACCCCCUGUUACCCCCCUGUUACCCCCAGCCCCCAUUACCCCCUGUUACCCCCCCCAGCCCCCUUUACCCCCUGUUACCCCCCCAGCCCCCUUUACCCCUGUUACCCCCCCAGCCCCCUUUACCCCAGCCCCUUUACCCCUGUUACCCCCCAGACCCCUUUACCCCUGUUACCCCCAGUCCCCUUUACCCCUGUUACCCCCAGCCCCCUUUACCCCCUGUUACCCCCCAGUCCCCUUUACCCCUGUUACCCCCCAGCCCCCUUUACCUCCUGUUACCCCCCAGACCCCUUUACCCCUGUUACCCCCCAGCCCCCUUUACCCCUGUUACCCCCCAGCCCCCUUUACCUCCUGUUACCCCCCAGACCCCUUUACCCCUGUUACCCCCAGCCCCCUUUACCUCCUGUUACCCCCCAGCCCCCUUUACCCCCUGUUACCCCCCCAGCCCCCUUUACCCCCAGCCCCUUUACCCCUGUUACCCCCCCAGACCCCUUUACCCCUGUUACCCCCCAGUCCCCUUUACCCCUGUUACCCCCAGCCCCCUUUACCCCUGUUACCCCCAGUCCCCUUUACCCCUGUUACCCCCCAGCCCCCUUUACCUCCUGUUACCCCCCAGACCCCUUUACCCCUGUUACCCCCCAGCCCCCUUUACCUCCUGUUACCCCCCAGACCCCUUUACCCCUGUUACCCCCCAGCCCCUUUACCUCCUGUUACCCCCCCAGUCCCCUUUACCCCUGUUACCCCCCAGCCCAGGUGACCUAUUCUCUAAUCUGUCUGAGAGAUGGCUGUACCCCCUCUAGCCCCAGGGUCAGAGCACCCAGCUGUACCCCCUCUAGCCCCAAGGUCAGAGCACCCAGCUGUACCCCCUCUAGCCCCAGGGUCAGAGCACCCAGCUGUACCCCCUCUAGCCCCAGGGUCAGAGCACCCAGCUGUACCCCCUCUAGCCCCAGGGUCAGAGCACCCAGCUGUACCCCCUCUAGCCCCAGAGUCAGAGCACCCAGCUGUACCCCCUCUAGCCCCAAGGUCAGAGCACCCAGCUGUAUCCCCUCUAGCCCCAGGGUCAGAGCACCCAGCUGUACCCCCUCUAGCCCCAGG